This is a messenger RNA of Acanthopagrus latus (yellowfin seabream), 6693 nucleotides long. RefSeq names its product mitogen-activated protein kinase kinase kinase 19 (gene map3k19). Gene Ontology annotation, molecular function: ATP binding; protein binding; protein kinase activity. Lineage: Eukaryota; Metazoa; Chordata; Actinopteri; Spariformes; Sparidae. The record is from RefSeq and is a predicted model, not a curated record. The transcript is spliced from 17 exons. Gene Ontology annotation, biological process: protein phosphorylation. Bases 131 to 4423 code for a protein of 1430 amino acids.
GGAAACACUAGAGUGGAGAGUCUGCUGAAAAGGACCAAAGGCUUCGCUUUUCAGAUGUCGACAGAGGGAAACAUAAAGCUGCAAUAAUUCACCAGGGACUGUGAGGACAUGACAUCAGUACAAUUUAAUCAUGGAGAGAAGUGAGAAGAAAAGGAGUGUUGAUGUGAUGCUGAAAAGAGAGCAGGGAGAGGUGGAGGGAAGUGAAGAAGAGGUGGAGGUCUUGGACACUGAAGAUGAGGAGGAGCAGGGAUCCACUCCGCUCAUCACUGCCUGUCGUAGAGGCAGGGCUGAGGUGGCAGAGCGGCUCCUGAGGGCCGGUGCUGAUGUGACCCUGUGUGACUGCAGCCGGCAGACGGCGCUCCACGCGAGUCCUCCCAUGCUCCGCGGAAAAGUGUUGGGGUGGAUGUGGAGGCCUCAUCUGCCUCCCCAGGCUCGGCUGCUGCAGGCUGCCUGGCAGGGAGACGUGCGCUCCCUGAGGAACCUGCUGACUCAGGCGGACUGGGUGGAUGUGGAUGUUCCGAACAGCGACGGUGUGACAGCUCUGAUGCUCGCUGUCAGGGACGUCGACCUGUUUGAGGGCAUGGCCACGCCGCUGCCGUGGGAGUACAGACCUGUGGAAGUGGUCAAGGAGCUGCUGGGACUCUCGGCUGAUCUGCAGGCAGGAGACCACAGUGGCUGUUCCGCGCUGCACUACGCCGCCAACAUCAGCAGCCCUCUGAAGGACGACAUCAUUCACGUGAUGGUUGAGGCCCUGAGUCUCACAGAUGCUGCCCCCAUGUCCCUCCUAGCUCAGGAUCUGGACUCGGAGUGUGAAGAUUCGGACAUAGAGUUGGACCUUGAGAGCCUCUGUCCCGAUCGGUCCACAGCUGCCUCCCCCACGCAGACACCAACCCAGCAGCAUCGCUUUCUACUCUACAGCAGCACGGGGGAAGUGCUGGAGUCUCCAGGGUACCCUCCAAAAUCUGACCACCAUAAAGACCUCGACCAAGCAGAUAAGGGAAUUCCCCUCUGUUUCCAAAACGCCAUGGAAACACUGAGAGACAUCAGGCAAGCCUACCAGGAGGCAGGGAGGGGAAGCAGAGGAGGUUUGUUUUUGCCGAGCCUGAGCAACAACAGCCGGCGCUGGAGCCAACCAGAUCCUGCUCCAUCGUCUGGUCUGCUGAGUACCAGGACCUCCUGCCUCCCAGUACCCCCCAGACACAGGCAGAGAACAAGAAGUGUGAUUGCUGCAUCCCCGUCCUCCCCCGGCCUGCUGUCUGUGGCCAAGUCCAGCCAGCUCAGCCAAUCAGCCCCCAGCAUCAUGGAACCACUGCUGUCUUCAAACACUCUGAUCCAGGCCAGGGCGCACAUCCAGACACGACUGGGUUCUCAAGACAAUGUAAAUGAACAAAAGCUCUCACAGGGUCCCUUGCCGACUCUGCAUCCCAGAACGCCGAAGCUGUUGGCACCACUCGACAGCAGGCCGAGGGAUAUUGCCGCUCUGCCAGCACUAAAGCACCACGUUCCCCUGAAGCCCAUCAGCCGGAGCCCCCUGUGCUCCAGGACCCGACUGAGGAGAGAGAGACUAUCCUGGGGCAGUCCACGUACUGGCCCACUGAGCACUAAGGGUGGUAGUGAGGAGAGCGGGUCCAGCAGCAGCAGCAGCCACAGUUCCAUCGAUCUGGAGGAUGAGGAGGAGGAAGAUGAGAGAACGUCAGGCGGGAGCCAUCUGAAGUUCAUCGGAGACAAAUUGUUGCGGCAUUCAGACAAUGUAAGCUGCACCGAGACUGAUUCGGUUGGCAAGAGAAGGCAGGAUUUUAAUGUUCAGCCAAGGAUCAGUCGUAUUCCAGAGCCUAUCAAUCAUGCAACUAAUCGUUUCGGCACUGAAAAAGCUUUAAACUGUCACUGUGAAGGCAAAGCCAGCAAUAUGAGUUACACAAAAGAGCCUGAUGGCAAGCAAGGAGACACUGUGAAUUCAACUGUGAACACGGACGUACCUAUCACAUCAAUGUCUAAGGAGGAAAAGGACAAUGUGGACCAUGCUGCAGAGCCUGAGACCUGGAUUAGCCACGGGACAAGGUUUGACCAGGGUGAUGCUAUUACAUGCCCUGACAGGAAUUACAGCAAUAACCUGAACAGCCCAGAAAGAACAAAGAAGGAUCUCUGUUCUGAAGGAACCCAGGUAGAUAAGCCGAUCCCUUGUAGGGAGGAUGUAAAGUUGGAUACUGACACUGCCGAGGAGAGAGCUGUAAAUGCUCUGCAGUCCAACAUGGAUCGCAAGAGAGACAAGGGGAUGUUGAAAGCCCUGAAGCCUCUCCGGAGCAAGGAGAGAAGAACCCGAACUAACUGUGAACUAAGAGCAAAUAUCCAAACGAACCACCAGUCCUUCAACAUACUAACGCACAAAGACCGCAGCAUCGUGAAUCGUUCAAAGUCCAAAAGCAUUCCGAGGAACUCCUCACUUUCCACACAAGUUAAAGAUAAAACCAGGAAAAGCCCGGAGCUAAUAAUCAGCGGAGAGACAGUCACAAAAGUAAAAUCAAAGCUUAAAUCUGUUAAAGGUGCUCAUUGCGACACCGGCACUCAGUCACCACGGAAGAAGGUGAUCGAUCAUGCUCAGAGCAAAAGAGCAACUCCAGACAAGUUGAUAAGAUCUCAACAGCACCCACCAGUGAUCCGACAAAUAAAGAGACUUGUUGUAGCGGGGACACAAAGAUCUAAAUCUGCUGUGGACUUUGUCACCUACAAAGACAUGUUUCAGCAAAUACAGAGUGGAGAUGAAGGGCCAGCCAUCUAUGAGAUGUUUGCUGGUCCUAUCUACGAUAAUCUCAGAGUUUCAAGCUCUUGCGACAAAGUUAAGGAGAGACAAGUGCAGUCUGCUAAAGUCAAACACAGACCUUUGAAACAAGCACAGAGGAGAGGUCCAGGGGAGAGGCUGGUCGUCUCAGCUAAAAGCAAAUCAAAACCUGCAUCCCCGAGGGUGAAACCUCACCUCACACCCCUACCAAGGAAAGACCGACAAAAAAUGAAGGUUGUGCCGAAACUGGAUCGACACACGGAGGCUGAGUUGGCAAAAGAUGUUUGUCAUAAUAAUUCUCAAGCUCAAAUGUUAUCUAUCAUAGAGGAGGCUCUUUCUAGAUACGGGUCUGAAACAUUAAAAUCAGACGACAAAACACUGAUUGCAGCAGCAGUUUCCUCUCGUGAUGAGGAGUCAUCAAACCCACCGGUUCAUGAGCCAGUAUCGUCUCAAAGUCCUCAACAGCCGAAGAUCAACACCUGGACUUCGUCCGACAGCAGCAGCCACACCAUCAUGUCACCGGUUUACCAGAAGUUUCUGGACGAGGUGGGAGACGGGCCACUUACAGACGACCUCCUGCAGUGUCUGGCCGAGGAGCUGAUCUCAUUGGACGAGAGGGAUGUAUCGGUUGGCCCGUGUCCUGACAAGCUGGGAGCAAGCAAGGAGAUGUCAAACAGGGAAGAUGAUCCUGUUUUGGGAAGAAAUGCAUUCCCUGAGGUCAAUUCAACAUACAGUGCUGCUCUGCUUGGCUCCGGGUUGGUUGUCGACGACACCAUCACCUGGACAAAGGGGGAAGUACUCGGUAGGGGAGCCUACGGAACAGUGCACUGUGGCCUGACCAGUCAGGGCCAGCUGAUAGCUGUGAAGCAGGUGAGCCUGGACGCCUCAGACCCCGAUGCUGCAAAGAGAGAGUACAGUCGCCUGCAGGGGGAAGUGGAGCUGCUUAAAACUUUGAGACACAGCAACAUCGUGGGCUUCCUGGGGACCUCACUUAAUCAGCAUGUGGUCUCCAUCUUCAUGGAGUACAUCCCAGGAGGAUCCAUCGCUAGCAUCCUUCACAGGUUUGGUCCUCUGCCAGAGCCCGUUCUGGCUCUAUACACCCAUCAGAUCCUGGAAGGGGUGGCCUUCCUGCACCUGAACAGGGUGAUUCAUCGUGACUUGAAGGGAAACAACGUCAUGCUGAUGCCCACCGGUGUCAUCAAGCUCAUCGACUUUGGCUGCGCCCGUCGUCUCAGCUGUCUGAACCACACAGCGAGCAACAGUGGAGAUCUGCUCAAAUCAGUCCACGGGACACCGUACUGGAUGGCACCGGAGGUUAUCAGUGAGACGGGAUAUGGCAGGAAGUCAGAUAUUUGGAGUGUGGGUUGCACUGUGUUUGAGAUGGCCACAGGGAAACCCCCACUGGCACACAUGGACAAGAUGGCUGCCUUGUUCUACAUUGGCGCUCAGAGAGGGUUGAUGCCCUCUUUGCCAGAUGGGUUUUCAGAUAACGCCAAAGAUUUUGUAAAUAUCUGCUUGACAAGUGACCAGAGACUACGGCCAUCUGCAAACCAGCUGCUGAAGCAUUCAUUCAUCCCCCAAAAUGAGACCAGAAUGAACUCCUGGGCAACACAGAAAAACUGCUGUGGCCACUCAGAGUGUCGAUAACAAGAAUGGAAUAUUUUAAAGUCCGCGGGGAUAUUAAACAAUUUCAUUCAGAUUGAUGACUCAGAACACAAAGUAUUCUUUUGUGACCCUUUAGGGGCCGUCGCCGCCUUUUCCCGGUGAUGCAUCAGUAGUGUGUUUGGAGCAGACCCUUCUGCAUGAGAAGCACUUUUAUACAUUUCACUUGGUAAAACAAUAGCACCUUUAAAAUGUGAAGCAAUAGAUGCCAGACUUUUGUUAUUGACUUUGGGUAUUUUCUAUAGCAAUCUUACAAAUGUGCCAAUCAUAUGCCUUAAAGAGGCAGUUCACCCCAGAAUGAAAACCACAUUUUUCUAUUUAGUGCUAUUAAUCCACCUAAAUUGUUUUGAUCCAAGUAGCCAGGUUUUGGAGAUAUUGGCUGUAGAGAAGUCUGGCUUCUCUCAGUUUUAGUGGAAAUAACAGGCACUCUGCUUGUGGUACUCGAAGUACCCCAAAAAAAAGGUCCAGAAGAUAAUCCACAGAUCGGUUUCGGGAACUAGAGAUUACUUUCUCUGUAUCACCACACAGAGGGAAGCGUACAUAUCUGUGCUCAUUGUAGCACCAUCCUCUGCUUUGCUGUAACAUCAGCUACUCAUCCACGAGUAGAUGCAUGCUUCAUUCUGUGCAGUGAUGUUUAACAAAGACAAUUUGCUGAUGAGAUUUCCACAUAUUGCAGUUCCUUUACAUUCCAAAGAAGACCGAUAUAUCCAAAACUAUGCGGCUCACACCAAAACAACGUAGAUGGAUAAACAGCACUGCAGGUGUCGUUUUAAUUCCGGGGUUAACUGUCCCUUCAGUUUUACAUUUUAACAGUGUAAUUAGAGCUUUCUUUACUGGCUGAUAUUAGGUUGUGAUUAAAUGUGUCCAAUGCAUAUUCCAUCUUAAAUUAUAAACUAAUUUCCAUAACUAUUCAGUUUUGUCAUUUUUCAGUGCCGAGCAUGUGAAUUUAUACUUCCUCCGAUGGAUUAUUGACAUAUGAGAAUGUAAAACUGUAUAGGACAAGCAACUUAUAAAAACUUUUCAUUGUUAUAAGUUUCUUUACUCCUUGACUCUAGUAACAUGGAUACAUGCAUAAUAAAAUGACAGCAACAACCAAGGUUUUGAUACUGUGUAAGGGUAGCGCCAACUUUGAAGUUUAUUUGUAAUACUGAAAUGAAAAUGGGGGGGAAAAGGAUGCAAAGAGUGGGUUUGGCUCAUUUGUCCACAACUGCUUUUGUUCUGGGUGCCCGAAACGGGGUAAAAACAAUCCAGCCUCUGGUUUGUCGUGUAUUUGCACAUGAAUGAGUAACCCAAUCAAAAACAGAGGGGACGCUCAUGUCAACAUUUGAGAACAAUAUCGAGUUUAAUGUAGAGAACUAAUGUAAAGACGUGUCCGGACAGGUACAUGGCUGCAAAUGUAAAGUCAACCAACUGGAUGAGGACAUCAGUGACAAAACCUAUGAGGAACGUCCACAUUGCAGAUACUUGCGUUACCCAGCAGGUCAUGUUGCAUAUGGCCAAUUGCUCACUGUUCUGACAACUCUAGCUCGAAUGGAAACCGAUUCCAAAGAUUUUUUUUUUUUUUCUGAUUAAAGGUUGAUUCAGUAAUACUUACAUGUUCCCCCUUCAUGGGCUGACAUCUAAGAGCUACAGCUUCAUGUCAUGAUAUUAUGUCUGAUGCACUUCAAAGUAAAAAGGGUUAUGUAAACUUUAAGAGCACACUACUAUUGUCUGUCAGUUUUUUUUUCUUUUUGAGGCACAACCUUUGGCAUCCAGCUUAAGGUCUACUUAGAGGUCCAAAAAAAUAAUAAUUUUUGGUACAAAUUGCAUCGCUCUGAUGUGAUAAGUAGGUGUUGGAUGUGCCGGUGUUACUGAGGGCAUCAACUGAUGUUUCCUGUGAUGGGGAAAGCACAGUACGGCGCCCUCUGUAGGAAGGCUGUAAGAAGCACACACCGCUGGAAUGCUGCAAUCAUUCACCCGAUGAUGCCCAACCAACAAAAUAAAAGUCUUUUAUAGGUAUUAUAGUUAUCUUGUUAUACUUACAAGCAGCUCCAAACCUGAGUAGUCAUGGUAUAGCUUUUUUUUUCUCUUUAAACAUACAAAAACGUAUGUACAUUUAUCUCCACUUUCUGUAAACAGCAAGUACGUGUUCUCCUUUGAAAUCCCUUUGAUGAUUGAAACAUGCAAAUCGUACGCACAGUACUUAAGUAUAAAAAGAAAUCAAGACAAGAAAGUAAUUGAGGAGAUGAAACUUUACACUAAAAAAAAAAAAAAAA